AUGGCUCCAGCUCCAAUUGAUGCACGUAUCGUCGAUGUCGCAGUCCCUAAUAAGGAUACCCUAGAGCUUCCAGCGCCUGCCCGCGAACGCUUCGAGAAAGCCGGAGUUGAUCUCAGCUCUGGAUAUCCGUAUCGACCAUCUCGUCCUCUCUACCUGGACGAUGUUUAUCAGAUCCGAAAUGAAGACCGACUCCAUGUAGACCCCGGCAGUCGGGCCGAUCCUGAAAAGAAGGCUCUUUUGUCGGCGGCGAAAGAAGUUAUUCCAUUAACUGCUCAUAUCGGCACCGAGAUCGUCGGACUGCAGCUGAAGGAUUUGACAGACCAGCAGAAAGACGAGUUAGGGCUGUUGAUCGCCGAACGCAGCGUCGUCUUCUUCCGAGACCAGGAUCUAUCGCCUCAACAGCAGAAGGAGAUAGGCGAGUAUUACGGUGAAGUGGAGGUUCAUCCCCAAGGCCCCCAAGUCCCCGGCGUGCCAGGCGUGACCGUCCUCUGGCCCGCCCUAUACGCCGAAGAACAAAAGGCAAGUUUCCGUCGGCCAGGCGGCGCAUCUCGCUGGCACAGCGAUCUCGUGCACGAGAAACAACCAGCAGGAGUAACACACUUACACAACGACACCGUGCCCACCGUCGGAGGCGACACGCUGUGGGCAAGUGGCUACGCAGCCUACGAGAAGCUGUCACCUUUGUUCCGGAAAUUGAUCGAUGGCCGAACGGCCAUUUACCGAUCUGCGCAUCCCUACCUCGACCGGAACAAGCCCGACGAGGGACCGAAGUAUGUGGAGCGCGAACAUCCUCUUGUUCGCGUUCAUCCGGUGACGGGGUGGAAGGCGUUGUGGGUGAAUAGGACUAUGACCGAUCGGAUUGUUGGGCUUGAUAAGGCCGAGAGUGAUGUUAUUCUGGGGUAUCUGUAUGAGGUUUAUGAGAAGAACCCUGAUAUCCAGGUGCGGUUUCGGUGGACGCCGAGGACGAGUGCGUUGUGGGAUAAUCGGAUUACUAUUCAUAAUGCUAGUUGGGAUUAUGAGGGUUCUCAGCCCAGACAUGGAACGAGGGUUACUUCGUUGGCGGAGAAGCCUUUCUUUGAUGCUGAUGCGCCUACGAGACGCGAGGCAUUGGGAUUGCUGGGACCACAGGAGAUUGAAGAGUUGGAGAAAUUGACAAGUCUUCUUCAGGUGAAGUGA
This is a messenger RNA of Penicillium nucicola, 1176 nucleotides long. Its product is annotated as TauD/TfdA dioxygenase family protein. Gene Ontology annotation, molecular function: 2-oxoglutarate-dependent dioxygenase activity. Gene Ontology annotation, cellular component: cytoplasm. Bases 1 to 1176 code for a protein of 391 amino acids. The transcript is spliced from 3 exons. The record is from RefSeq and is a predicted model, not a curated record. NCBI's taxonomy places the organism in Eukaryota, Fungi, Ascomycota, Eurotiomycetes, Eurotiales, Aspergillaceae.